Messenger RNA from Wyeomyia smithii (pitcher-plant mosquito), 1477 nucleotides. It is a transcript of the gene Rad1, whose product is annotated as cell cycle checkpoint protein RAD1. Lineage: Eukaryota; Metazoa; Arthropoda; Insecta; Diptera; Culicidae. The record is from RefSeq and is a predicted model, not a curated record. Bases 435 to 1382 code for a protein of 315 amino acids. Gene Ontology annotation, cellular component: checkpoint clamp complex. The transcript is spliced from 3 exons. Gene Ontology annotation, molecular function: 3'-5' exonuclease activity. Gene Ontology annotation, biological process: DNA repair; DNA damage checkpoint signaling.
GGGUUAGAAAUCUGUCGCGUCACAGUCGUCAGUCUUCUUGUCUUGCUCUGCGUCGAAGUUUAACUGGCCGACUGCGUGCCGUGCCGUGCCGUAGUGGUAAGGCGACUUGUAGUGGCAGCAUGCUCGACUGAAUGGCUGAUGGGUAUCUCUCAACUACAUGCAUCAACGACGACUGCAGGCAGGCAUACGAAUACGGACAACACUACAAACUAAGUAAAGCAGAACUGUAAUUGUAAAGACCCAUAUCAAUGAGGAUGCAACUAACUGUUUGCCGUAUAUACCUAUAUGUGUUACCCUAGCAGUCCUUCCUACACAUAGUACUUGCAAACUCAAAACGAUUUGAAAAACACUUACCUGCAGAAGAAUAUUCAAAUCCUACAAAGCAUCUAUCGUGCUUGUAAAAACAAACAACCAAACAAAAGAGCAUUCAUUAGAUGCUAAAUACAAAACCUUUGUACGAGAAAGGAUUAAUCCGGGACCGUAAAAUGCUGACACAAUCGCAGUUCUCUCAAAUUCAGUUCUCGGCAGUGCUGAAUGAGUUCGAGGUUUUCUAUAAUGUCGCAAAAGCGAUUAAUUUUGUUGAUGAUUCAACCGUACAGCUGAGUACCGACGGCGUGAAAAUAGUGGUCGAAGAGUCUAAAACUAUUCAGGCGGCACUCUACGUAACCCGUGGCUGCUUUUCGGAAUACAAAAUAGCCCAACGGAAGCGCAAGCUUCAGCCAAACGACGAAACCGAAGAUGCAGAAGAACCGGUGGCUUCGUUUGGGCUUAAUUUGAAAGCGUUUACUGAUUGUCUAAGUUUACUCAUCGGAAGCGGUUAUGAUUCCAAUUUGAAGAUAAUUUACAAAGGCGAAGGGGCCCCCCUGAUGGUAAUUCAAAAGCAUCACGGAGAUGACGAUUUAGUAACAGAGUGUUCGGUGAAAACUAUGGAACCACUCGAAAUCGUAGAUUUUGAUUUGGAAGAUGAGCAGAGCUGUAGCAAAGUAAAUGUCAAGGGACCAGAAUUUUUUUUGUUAUUGAGUGAAAUCGAUAAAAAUUGUGAUGAAGUUGAGAUGUUUUUAUCACCCAAUAAUCCCCAUUUCAAAUUAACCACCUUCGGAGAAGUCAGCACAGAAUCAUGUGUGGAGAUCACAGAUAAUAGCGACAUGUUGAUUUCAUUUCAGAGCUCCAGAACCAGUAACAACCGCUAUAAUUUUGCUCACUUCAAAUUAGUGAUGAGAACACUGGCUUUGGCAUCGCAAGUUUCUCUGCAUACUAACAAGAAUGGGUUGUUAAAAAUCCAAGUCAAAAUCGCCAACCCAGAUAAUUUUGAUAUAUUCGUUGAAUACUUCAUUAUGCCACAAUGUGAUGAUGGAGGCACUCCAGAUGAAGCAGACGAAUAAAAUUCUUGGAAAGUUUUAUUGUUAAUAACACUUUCUACUUCUAGAAUAUUCACAAUUGAACCAUACUUUACGUUAAUAAAGAAAAUUAAGUAAUA